Messenger RNA from Coccomyxa subellipsoidea C-169, 3303 nucleotides. RefSeq lists its product as hypothetical. Lineage: Eukaryota; Viridiplantae; Chlorophyta; Trebouxiophyceae; Coccomyxaceae. The transcript is spliced from 14 exons. The record is from RefSeq and is a predicted model, not a curated record. Bases 1 to 3303 code for a protein of 1100 amino acids.
AUGUUCACAAAUUUUAACUUUUCCGCGCUUGCAGAUCUCAAUAUAAACGAGAGACUUCAGCAGAUUAAAAAUGAUCUGGAGGCGAACAUAGAGAGUUCUCUUGGAAUUGAUCAUGCCGCUCUAGCAGCUUUAACUGGCGAAGGUGACAAGGGCAUCGAGGCUGCGGCAGGAAGUGGUUCAAAGACCAAUGCUGAGGUGGACCAGUUGCCAGCACUAUCCUCACCAAUUCUUCAGAACGGGGGCGCAUCCAGUGGCUGGGGCCCUAGCAGCGACAGCGCUGGCGAGCAGCCGAUGGAAGCGGUUUCUCAGCACAGCCAGGAUCCCAGCCAGGCCUCACCAAAAGCCCUGAAAUCCCCCAGAUCAUCCAGUGGCGCAGCGCAGAGGCAGACCAGCUUCCGGCCCAAACAGGAGCAUGCCAGGAAGGGGGUGCGGCGGUUGUGGGCCGAGCCCUUAAGGAGGGCCAGUCCGAGGGUGUCAGCUUCAGCAGAAGCCACGACUCCAAAAGAUGCCAGUGCUGACACGUCUGGCCCUUCCAGCAGCAAGGAGCCGGCACUUGUGCAGCCCAGUGAGACACCCAGGUCCAACCGCAGCUCCUCCCGGUCACCACGCAGCGCCCGAGCAGCAGGGCAGUGGCAGGAGAAAGCACCCAUCACGCCGCGACAGGCCGGCUCCGCUCAGGCACUGCAGAGCAGCGCUGAUGUCAGGCAUACCAUCCCUGCAGAACCUGAAAAUGGAGCCGUAUCGGAUAAGGAUGAGGCCACAGCUGGCUGGGAAGGCGACGAUGAACAGGACUCAGAAGACCUGCAGGGGCUGGAGGGCACCCAGCAGCACACUGACACCGAGGCAGGGGAAGCCCCACCGAAGACGCAAGGGCCCGACCAGCGAGCAGCCGGUGAAUCGUCAGCCUCAGCAGCUGAGCAUGCAGAACCGGAGGAGCCGUCAGACACUGGUACUGCACAUGCGGCAGCCGCUUCAUCUGCAAUAUCACGCCCUUCUGCAGCCGCUGGGGAUGAACAAAAAGACGGCGCGCCUCCUGAGCAGCCAGGGGAAGCCUUACAACAACCGACAGAGCUGCACACAGACGGGGUCCCAGGGGCCACAGAGCGCGCAUCCUCACUGGACCGGCAGCCGGACACGCCGCCGCUGUCACCGCCGUGCUCGCCGCUGCCGGCAGCUUCUGCCGAGCCCGCGUUUCCAGAGGCCGGCAGCCUGGAGGAAGCUUCCAUAGAGCUGCCGGAGCCUGGCGCGGCACACCAACGGCGGCCGUCGGAUGACGUGGAGAGCACCGCGUCCACCAGCCACGCCAGAGAUGUGGCAGCAGCGCUGCAGGAGGCUGACGCCGUCAGCGGCCCCGUCAAAGGCACGACUAUACUGUCUCUCUGUCUCUCAAGCAUUCUGGCGGUGGAUGUGGGUGCGCUGGAGGGUGAGGAGGUGCGAUCGCUGGCGGCGGAGCUGCAGGGGGCGCUGCAGGCCCGCGAGGUGCAACUGGAGCGCAAGUUCCAGGAGGUCGCCGCCAUGCAGGACCUUACCCAGCAGCUCAUGGCGCGCAAUGAGGAGCUGGCGCGCAAGUCGGCGGCGAUAAGCGAGGAGGACCUGGAGGCGAUGCGGGGCGAGUUUGAGGCGCGGCUGGGCGCGGCUGAGCGCAAGGUGUACGCGCUCACCAAGGAGCGCGACGCGUUGCGCCGGGGCGCUGACAAGCUCAACUCCGCCAACGACCUGGUCAAGGAGAAGGACGCCAUCAUCCAGCAGGUGAUGGAGGAGGGGGAGCGGCUGAGCAAGAAGCAGCUAGCGCAGGAGAACACCAUCAAGAAGCUGCGCUCGCAGCUGGAGGAGGUGAAGGCCGAGAAGGGCGCUACCGCCGGUACCCUCGCCGCCGAGCGCGCCAAGGUGGAGGCAGCGCUGGCGGCCAAGGCGAAGGCGGAGGAGGGAACAGCGGCGCUGCGGCAGGCGCACAAGGCGGAGCUGGAGGCCGAGAAGGCGCACUAUGAAGGCCUCCUGCAAUGCGCCCGCGCCGCCCAGGCACGCUCCGCAUUCCUUGUAUUACUCUUUCCUGCUCUCGGACAUGCCUCUGGUCUGGGAUUUGAGGCAAGGAGGCGGCACAAGGUGGAGGCAGAGGAGGCGGCGCGGGCAGCGGCCAAGGAGGGGCUGGGGCGGCGGCUGCGCGAGGCGGAGGCACGCGCCGAGUCGCUGGCCGAGACCGUGGACGAGCUGCGCGCCGGACUUGACCGCCAACGGGCCGCCGCCGACAUGCGGGAGGAUGCGCUGAAGCGGGAGCUGGCGGACAUAACGCGGCGCAGCCAGGCGGCGGAGGCGCGGCACGAGGAGCUCGCGACGGCGCUACCGGAAGCCACGCGGCCGCUGCUGCGCCAGAUCGAGGCCAUGCAGGCCGCCAACGCCGCCAAUGCGCAGGCCUGGGCCGCUGCCGAGCGCACCCUCCACGACCGCCUCAGCGCCGCAGAAGCCCACGCCGCUGCCUGCGGGGAGAGAGAGCGGGGCGCGAACGAAAAAGCCCAGAACGCGAGCGCGCGGCAGGCGGCGCUGGUGGCCGCGCUGGAGGCUGCGCGGGAAGAGGCCUCGGCCUCGCGCCACGACGCGGAUGCCGCCAACCACGCCCUCAUGGACGCCCAGUCGCAGCUGCGCCGCCUAGAAGACCAGCUGAAGCAGGCGACAAAGCGGGUGACGGAGGAAGCCGUGGCGCGGGAGGAGGCGCAGGGGGCGGCGCUGCAGCGGGGGGAGGCAAGCGCGGAAGCCGCAAUGGCCGCGCUAGCUGCGGCCGAGGCGCGCGCUGCCGCCGCGGAGGAGCGCCUCCGGGCCGCGUCGCAGCCGCAGCCGUCCUCUUCCGGCGCGCCCGGCGACGGCGCUGGGCCGCCCGCGCUGGCCGGGCCAGGCUACAAGUGGGUGCUGGUGAAGGAGGGCGAGGAGGCGCCCAUGAGCACAGCCGGGGAUGCGAGGGGUGCUGCAGUCGACGACACCGAUCUGGGCACCACCACAUUGCUGGACAGGUUCUAUGGCAGCUCCGUGAGAGGCCCGGGCGGUGCCCCCGCCGACUCGGAGCGCCUCAGAGACUCGCUGCGGCAUAAGGAGGAGCAGGUGAAGGCGCUGCAGCAGCAGCUGCUGGGGCUGGAACAGACGUGGGACAGCCUUGCGGAGGAGCUGGUGAUGGCGGCGCAGGCAGUCGAGGCCGGCAAGGGCCUGCAGCGGGAGCUGACCAGCCUGCAGGACAACUACGAGCAGGCAUGCCCCAGCAUCCUAUUGCACGCUCUCAUUCCACCCUCAAUAGAGUCGCUGCGCAUCCCCACCUGA